AUGGGACACUCUUCAGCAGAUCACACUAGAGAUCCUUGCCCUUGGGUCAUUCUCAACGAUUUAGGUGGUGCUUUUGUUAUGGGUGCUGUCGGUGGUGGUAUUUGGCAUUCAGUGAAAGGUGCAAAAAACUCACCUAGGGGAGAACGUUUGACUGGUGCAGUAUCAGCCAUGAAAGCCCGUGCACCUGUCUUGGGAGGCAAUUUUGCUGUUUGGGGUGGUCUUUUCUCAACAUUUGAUUGCGGUCUAAAAGGCAUCAGACAAAAGGAAGACCCUUGGAACUCUAUUAUCUCGGGUGGUUUAACCGGCGGCGUCCUGGCUGCUCGUGGAGGUGUCAAGGCUGCUGGUGUCUCUGCAGUCGUUGGUGGUGCGCUUUUGGCUUUGAUUGAGGGUGUUGGUAUUGGUAUUGCUAGAUUAACUGCUGAUCAAAAUAAGCCUGUUAUGCCUCAGAUUUAG
Rhizopus microsporus ATCC 52813 is the source of this 453-nucleotide messenger RNA. RefSeq names its product mitochondrial import inner membrane translocase, subunit Tim17/22. Gene Ontology annotation, cellular component: mitochondrial inner membrane; TIM23 mitochondrial import inner membrane translocase complex. The transcript has 4 exons. The coding region runs from base 1 to 453 and encodes 150 amino acids. Gene Ontology annotation, biological process: protein import into mitochondrial matrix. The record is from RefSeq and is a predicted model, not a curated record. Gene Ontology annotation, molecular function: transmembrane protein transporter activity. Lineage: Eukaryota; Fungi; Mucoromycota; Mucoromycetes; Mucorales; Rhizopodaceae.